AUGGUGAUCGAUGCGGUGGUAAAACAUUGUGCUUUCCUUAAUAUGAUUGGUACAAAAUUACCAAAUUUUCUUUAUCCCUUUUUGGUGUUUUCGGUUGCUCUGAACGCGUCGCAAUGCGAAGUGAACGGGAGUCACGCGUUCACUCUCUGUGAGCGCUCUUGUCAAAAAUGUGGUGGAAUCGUGCCACCAGAAUAUGAUUUGAAAAAGGUGCCAAAAGCGUUGCAAAGAGUCGCUUUUUUGAUUGGGAAAUGGAAAAGCGAGUUUGGCGGGAAAGCUUUCUUUCCGACGAUACCAAAAUUUACUUAUGGAGAAGAGAUUGAUAUCAAAAUGACUCAUCACAUUGUGCAGCCACCAACACUCAAUUACACAGCUUUUGCUUGGGAUGCAUCAGAUGAGAACAUUACAGAGUUACACUCGGAAAGUGGUUACAUUGCGCCCAAAUUAUCACCUCAAAAUUUCACUCAAUAUUAUCUUACAACAGCGAUGAGUAAUGGAUUUAUGACUGUGGAAUCGGGUGAGGUUGGAGAAAACGCAAUCAAAUUUCGGUUGAGAAAGAUUGGGAGAAUAUCUUUCAGUCAUGAUUCAGCUGUUCGUCUUAUGUUUCGCGAAUGGACACUUUUGGAUGAAAAUCGAUUGGAAGCUCGCCUUUUGAUGACCACUACUGUUACUAGACAUCUCAUGGAGCAUACGUCAAUUAUUUAUAAAAGAAUUUUUGAGUAU
Mesorhabditis belari is the source of this 720-nucleotide messenger RNA. NCBI's taxonomy places the organism in Eukaryota, Metazoa, Nematoda, Chromadorea, Rhabditida, Rhabditidae. The record is from the annotation of a GenBank genome assembly.